Oryctolagus cuniculus (rabbit) is the source of this 2018-nucleotide messenger RNA. Lineage: Eukaryota; Metazoa; Chordata; Mammalia; Lagomorpha; Leporidae. The record is from RefSeq and is a predicted model, not a curated record.
CUACGCGUGGCGGUCACAUCCGCCGCUCCUCAUUGGUCUGGCGGCGGCGGAGAGCGUUUUGAUUGGCUGAGGGCGGAGUUUGUAUCUUCAGGUUUAGCGCCACUCUGCUGGCUGCGCCUGUGGAGAGUGUGCGGCUGCAAGUGGGCUCACGCGGUGGUGAUGUCUCGGGAGAAGGACGUGGAAGGCCAGCAGUCCCACACCAGUGCUUCCUCACAGUCUCAGGCCAGCGGUGGCUGUUCACAGCUCCAAGGUGGCUUCACCCAGUCCCAAGGCUGCUUGUCCCAGUCCCAUGGCCUCUCGUCUCAGACCCACGGUUCCUCCUCUCAGUCCCAGGGCACGUCGAGCUCCUCCACCAGCACGCUGCUCACCUCCAGCCAGUCGUCUCAUUCCAGCUCCGGGACGCUGAGCUCCUUAGAGACAGUGUCCACUCAGGAGCUCUGUUCUAUUCCCGAGGACCAAGAACCCGAGGAGCCCGUCCCUGCCCCUUGGGCUCGACUGUGGGCCCUUCAGGAUGGAUUCUCCAACCUUGAGUGUGUUAACGACAGCUACUGGUUUGGCAGGGACAGAAGCUGUGACUAUUGCUUUGAUGAACCACUGCUUAAAAAAACGGACAAAUACCGGACAUACAGCAAGAAACACUUUCGGCUUUUCAGGGAAAUGGGGCCUAAAAACUCUUACAUCGCAUACAUAGAAGAUCACAGUGGGAACGGAACCUUUGUAAACACAGAGCUCGUAGGGAAAGGAAAACGCCGUCCUUUGAAUAACAAUUCAGAAAUUGCACUUUCACUGUGUAGAAAUAAAGUUUUUGUAUUUUUUGACCUGACAGUAGAUGAUCAGUCAGUUUAUCCUAAGGAAUUAAGAGAUGAAUACAUCAUGUCCAAAACUCUUGGAAGUGGUGCCUGUGGAGAGGUGAAGCUUGCUUUUGAAAGGAAAACGUGUAAGAAAGUAGCCAUAAAGAUCAUCAGCAAAAGGAAGUUUGCUAUUGGCUCUGCAAGAGAGGUUGACCCGGCUCUCAAUGUUGAAACAGAAAUAGAAAUUUUGAAAAAGCUGAAUCAUCCUUGCAUCAUCAAGAUUAAAAACUUUUUUGAUGCAGAAGAUUAUUAUAUUGUUUUGGAAUUAAUGGAAGGAGGAGAGCUGUUUGAGAAGGUGGUGGGGAACAAGCGCCUGAAAGAAGCCACCUGCAAACUCUACUUUUACCAGAUGCUCUUGGCUGUGCAGUAUCUGCACGAAAAUGGCAUUAUACAUCGCGACUUAAAGCCAGAGAAUGUACUGCUGUCAUCCCAAGACGAGGACUGCCUUAUAAAGAUUACUGAUUUUGGGCAGUCCAAGAUUUUGGGGGAGACCUCGCUCAUGAGAACCUUGUGUGGUACCCCCACCUACUUGGCUCCUGAGGUUCUUCUGUCCAUUGGGACAGCCGGGUAUAACCGCGCUGUGGACUGCUGGAGCCUGGGCGUCAUCCUUUUUAUCUGCCUUAGUGGGUAUCCACCUUUCUCUGAGCAUAAGACGCAAGUGUCCCUGAAGGAUCAGAUCACCAGUGGAAAAUACAACUUCAUUCCUGAAGUCUGGGCAGAUGUUUCAGAGAAGGCUUCUAGUGUUAGUUUUGCACCACUUGAAAAGCAGAGGAAUUUUAUUCUAAGAGCCUGGGCUCAAGUCCUGGAUCUGCAUAGCUGUUUGGCCUUAGGCAGCUCUGGACCUCGUCAAGAAGUUGUUGGUAGUGGACCCAAAGGUGCGUCUUACAACAGAAGAAGCUUUAAAUCACCCUUGGCUUCAGCCUUCCACUAGUCAAAAGCGGCCCCUUGAAGAAGAAGCAGAGAAUGCUGAGGCCACAAAGCGCCGGACCGUGUGUGCUGCUGUGUCGUAACCCCGUGGUUUGAACAUGAAAGAAAUGUACCUGCUUUCAUUCCGUUGUCAUCUUUUUUGUUUCCCUCAAUCUGGGUCUUAUGAUUUGUAUUUUAAUUAUGGAAAUAAUUGCUUCUCCACAAUCACUGAUACACAAUUAAAAAUCUGAUGGAACCUGG